Prunus dulcis (almond) is the source of this 528-nucleotide messenger RNA. Its product is annotated as secreted RxLR effector protein 161-like. The record is from RefSeq and is a predicted model, not a curated record. The transcript has a single exon. NCBI's taxonomy places the organism in Eukaryota, Viridiplantae, Streptophyta, Magnoliopsida, Rosales, Rosaceae. Bases 1 to 528 code for a protein of 175 amino acids.
AUGGAAGUGAAGCUGCAGAGUGAAGCUGCAGAUGAAAGUUUGUUCAGAAAAAUUGUAGGCGGCCUGUUGUAUCUCACUGCAACCAGGCCAGAUAUAAUGUUCUCUGCCUGCCUGCUUGCAAGAUUCAUGCACAACCCUUCUAAGAUGCACUAUGGGGCAGCUAAAAGGGUUCUAAGGUACAUACAAGGCACGAUUGAUUAUGGAAUUGAGUAUGUGACUGGAAAAUCUGCACUCUUAGUAUGUUACUGUGACAGUGACUGGAGUGGAUCUGAGGAAGAUAUGAAAAGCACUUCUGGAUAUGCGUUUUCAUUUGGAAGUGGUGCUUUUUCGUGGGCAUCAGUCAAACAACACAGUGUGGCUCUUUCUACUGCAGAGGCAGAGUAUGUGAGUGCAGCAGAAGCUACAUCACAAGCGAUUUGGCUCAGGUUUGUUCUUGAAGAUUUUGGGGAAGAACAGACCACUGCAACAACUGUGUUUUGUGACAACACUUCAGCCAUAGCAAUGGCUAAAAACCCAGUUUUUCAUUAA